UGGAUUGUGAAGGCGCGCGCGUGCACGUUUUCGCGUUUUGCUCGCUCGUGUCCGCUCACCAUACACGCUGCCUGGGGUCCCCAGCGUAACAUUUAGGCCAGCUAUAAACCGAUACCAGAACGUUUUUCCACUCAGUCAUACUACCAACUGCCGAAGCGAACUGAUCUCUCUUCCCCCCGAUUUGUGAACAACCGGAAGUGUGUGCGGAUUGUGUCGUUUUCAAACGGUGCGAUUUUUUUCUGUGUUGGAUCGCGGUUCUCUGGAUUUUUUUUCGGUGCAGCCGAAUUUAGAACGUUGCUAGUUUGGUGUUAAAUAUAAGAAUGUCCGUGUUGCGAACACUGGCGCUGUUGGCCAUCGGAGCGACGGUGGUGCUGGCCCAACGACGACUUGCCCUGCCCGAUCCCCGCAGCUGUGCUAACCGUGUGCGGCACGCAACCUACCGGGAUGCCCGCGGUGUAGCACACUCGUACUUCUUCAGCUGGGAGCACGCCCCCACCCGCAGUCUGGAGGUGGACUGGCUCGAUGCCCGAAACAUCUGCCGCCGUCACUGCAUGGACGCCGUCUCGAUGGAGACGCCCCAGGAGAAUGAAUUCAUCAAGCAGCGCAUCGCUCGCGGAAAUGUGCGCUACAUCUGGACGUCCGGUCGCAAGUGCAACUUUGCCGGCUGUGACCGUCCCGAUUUGCAGCCCCCGAAUGAGAACGGCUGGUUCUGGUCCGGUUCCGGAGUCAAGAUUGGACCGACCACUCAGCGCAACACCGGAGACUGGAGCUACACCGGCGGAUACGGACAGCAGCAGCCGGACAACCGAGAAGCGGCCCAGGGUAACGACGAAUCUUGCCUGUCGAUUCUGAACAACUUCUACAAUGAUGGACUCAAGUGGCACGACGUUGCCUGUCACCACCUGAAGCCGUUCGUGUGCGAAGAUUCCGAUGAACUGUUGAACUUCGUACGUUCCCGCAAUCCUGGCAUUCGUCUGUAAGCUAUCACAAUGGAAAACCAAAAUUUGGUCGUUCGUGAUAAAAGAAAUGAACAUUUCCAAGCUGUUUAUGACUCACACCUAGAUAAACGAACCAACAACAACUACAAAAAACAUUUAGCUUUACAGUCCAAAUAUUCGAAAAUUUGGAAGCAAUUGUUUUGUCCCCAGAAGGUAGAUUAUUGAAAAUAAAAAAUACAAAACCCCCCCCGUAAGCCAUUUGGAAGAAGCCAAAACGGCGCCACCCAGUGAACAAAUAACUUCGAGAUUCGAAACCAACAAAAAAUUUGUAUGUUAUGCUUAUUGUGUUUUAUUAUUUAUUGAUCUGUAGUUAUGUUUUUAUCGUAAUCGAACAACAAAAACAAAAGCAAAAAAAAAUAAAUGGCCAACUCAUGACUUUUUUCUCUGUACAAAAAUAUUGUAACAAUCGUCGCUUGAAGCUUUUGAAAAACAGAAAAAAUAGAAAUGAAAUUCGAUGCAGCUGUAUGCAUAUAGUCGAAAUUGGACGCCAUCAUAAAAACAACUGUUUUUGAGAAACUGAAAAUUCUUCGGAAAACUAGUCCAUGGGUAUCAAUUUUUAUCUAUGGAAAGAAAUCAUUGUAAAUUCAUGAGUAAAAAUUGGUACUCCUGUUCUUACACAAAAAAAAAAAGAAUCAAUCGAAACGCAUUGCAAAAUACAGCCCAAAUUGAUUAAGUGUCAGUGAAUAAGGUAUUCUGUACAUUUGUAAGUUUUUGUUUUCUUUUUUGGAAAAUAAAAAGUACUAUAUACUA
Molecule: messenger RNA, 1748 nt
Organism: Uranotaenia lowii
Lineage: Eukaryota; Metazoa; Arthropoda; Insecta; Diptera; Culicidae
Exons: 4
Coding region: 321-980 (219 amino acids)
Source: RefSeq, a predicted model, not a curated record